CGUGGGGAGGUGAGCUGAUAUAAGUGCGCCAGGGAGCAAGGGGCGAAAGUUUGGGCAGAGGCUGCUCGGGGCUGAGAGGCGGCGGCGGCACCAGGAGCCCGGACUCGGGAUCGAAUCCCAGCGCGGCAACAUUCAUGACUUUGCAUAAUAAAACGCCAAUCUACCUACUGGAGUCGCUUACUGAGGGAUUGUGUGAAGAUUUGAAGUUCUUUCUACACUGCCUUGCCCCAGUCACCAUAUAUCAAGGAUGCAUUUGGAGAUCAAAGUGGCUUUAAAUUUCAUUAUCUCCUACCUGUAUAACAAAUUACCCCGGCGACGUGCAGACCUCUUUGGGGAGGAGCUGGAGCGGUUGCUAAAACAGAAAUAUGAGGGCCACUGGUACCCAGAAAAGCCCCUCAAAGGAUCUGGUUACAGGUGUGUCCAUAUUGGAGAAACUGUGGACCCCAUAGUUGAGCAGGCCACGAGGAGAAGUGGGUUGGAUAUUGAAGAUAUUCGGGCUAAUGUUCCUCAAGAAUUAAGCCUUUGGAUUGAUCCAUUUGAGGUAUCCUAUCAGAUUGGUGAAAAAGGGGCUGUGAAGGUCCUCUACAUGGAUGACAAUGAAAACAGUGCCGAAUUGGACAAGGAGAUAAAGAGCAGCUUUAACCCAGAAGCCCAAGUUUUCACACCGAUCACUGAUCAGGGCAAUUCUUUGUCCAAUUCCCCAUCUCCAUCUUUUGGGAAUUCAGUAAGUCCCACCUUCAUCCCAAGGUCAACCCAGCCAAUCACAUUCACCACUGCAGCCUUUGCUGCCACCAAAUUUGGUUCCACCAAGAUGAAAACUGGAGGCCGGAGAAUGGCUCGCUCUCCCACUAAUGGCUUGAUGAAGCAGAAGGGGUUGUCCACAUCAAUGCAUUCGCUGGUCCUUGGAAACAACCAGAUGCCGCCAUCCUCCCUUUCUCCGAACGCCAAGGAGUUUGUCUACCCCGGUUCAUUGAGCUUGUACUUCGGGAAUGAAAACCAGUCAUCCACUGGCCCAGCUCCGUUCCCUAAUGCCUUUGAGGUACCACCAAUCUACAAUAACAACAACCUGGGUGAGAAAGCCCCAUUUGUGGAAGGACUUGACUUCAACUUGAACACCAUGCAGUAUCCUAACCAGCCAUUUCAGCCAGUUGUCUUGGCUAACUAAUAUAUUUAGUGAAGAAUCCUUUCUAUACAUAGAACUCUAAAAGAAGGCCAACACUAAGAUACCGUGUUGAAGAGCACUUUGGGAACAGUUUAACAUUAAACCUCCAAACCCCACUUACAGUCUCAACAGUGUUCAUCAUCUCCUAAGUUUUCAAGUUUUUUUUUGAAAUUGUUCAAGUCACAUUCAUGCAAUCCAUUGGGAAGUUGUGGGUUUUUCAGAGUUAACGUAACUUGUUUUUUUGUUGAGAAUUCUAUACUCUUCCCUUGGGGGAAGCAGGGCAACAAAAGUCCAUCUAAAAAGUGGAAUACUGAAAUAUUGGAAUACCCCAAAUUUGAGUAAAAUAAAGGUCACAAUAUGUAACUGGCAGUCUUAUCAGUUUUUCACAGCAGUUAUAUUUGGGGCAUUACCUCACACUUGUGCCAGUAUUUCUGUAUUUAAUUUUGCACUGUAGUUGUUAAGUAGCAGCUGGAUCAGGGUUGCUAGGCGAACACAUUUCCCAUUUUUUUUUAUUGUUGCUAUAGUGCUACAGGAUGGGAAGCCAUGACUGACAGUUAAGUUUGGCAGGUUCACAGUGAAGCAGAAUUCUGCCAAAAUAGCAUUUUAAUGCAAUGAGAGAGAGAGAGUGUGUGUGUGUGAUGCGCGCGCGUCUGUCUGUCUGUCUUAACCAGUUCGAACUGGUUGUCCAGAGUCUUGACAUUCAUCCUGUUUGCCCUUGCUUUCCCCCUCCCCUCACCCACUACACCCUUAAAACUCCAAGUUUCGUCAACAACACCACCUCGCUCUGAACUGCAACAAAACCUGUCAUCUUGGUGUUAAGGGCUUUGAAGUUCUUCGUCCAUGCUAAUCUCCUAAUUCGGAUUACUACUGUACUAUGGCAACUAGCAAAAAAAUACAAUCUUGUGAAGCUGUGGCACGUACUGUGGAUCCUGCUAUAUGGACAAAUUGCUACAUUGCGUUGUGCUAACUGUUUUAAGUUCUACAUUGAAGAUCUACAGUACUUUGUGUCUAACUGAGACCCUUCAACUAUCCCAAUAUGCUGCAGGUUUGGUGAAGUGAGCACUUAACAGUUGUGCCAGAAGUAGCUGUUUGAGAUGUUAUGAUGGGGUGUUUGUUUGCAUCCUAGAUAUUGGUGUGUUUUUUUUUCUUUGGAGUACUUUUUGUUUUAAAACCCUGGGUCAUCUCGAAUAUUUUCAGGCUCUUUGAGCUGUGCUGUUCGCUCCUCUUCCUACCAAGCAGAGAGGAUGAUGUUCCUGGCCUAAGGAUCGAUGCAAAAAAAAAAAUGUCAGAUGUUUGGGAGGUAGGAGGGAAGGUACCAAACAUGGGGAAGCACAUCUGCUGUUGUGGAUGCUGUGAGACAUUCACUCUGACUGCGUCGUGCAAUUGAAAUGGUGAAUGAGAAAAGAUCAAAACCAUCAGUGGACUUGAGUAACUGUGCACCCAGGGAAUGUGUUUUGUGCUCUUACCUGAAGCUGGUCAGGAACCGUGUUAUCUGUUAAACCCUGCUGCACAUUGGGUCCUUGCUGCUCAAGCUUUGUGUGUUUAGCUAUAUGGUAAUGUACCAGGUUCACACCAUGUGUUCAUGUCAGGUGUGUGGGUGGGAUCUAAUCCUGUAGAAAGGAUGAAAGUGACCAAAUUAGAGUUGAAUGAUGCUGUAUCCCACCAGUUGUCAGCACCGUUAAGUGAAUGUUAUGUCCUAAAUGUUAGGCAUUGAGGUGCUGCAUCCUACCUUCAGCUUUCAAAUCCAGUAUUGAGCUUUUGAAAAUAAAGUAGCUGUCGUGUCCCCUUUCAUUUGCUUAAUUGAAUGACAAUCUGAGGAGCUCUCUUCCUUUGCCCAUAAGGAGUAACAGAAUAUGCCUGAGGUCAGUGUUUGUGUGGACUGAACCUUUUCAAAAAGUGAAUUCUAGAAACUGGUUCACAGCCCUUGCUACAAACCAUGCCAUUGAAUGCCAUUCAGUCAUAUCUCCAACUCCUGAGAACACAGCCCUCUUUCAAAAGAUUAUAUUGAAUUUACCAAACACAGUUUCAGUUGUGUUUGUUGUGGUGGCUUGCUGCAGUCUGGAUUUCAGAAAGCCCUCAGCAACACUUCAAUCAGCUUGCACCUAAUCCUGUAACUGGAGUGUCAUGCAGUAUUAUGGGUUGGGUGGGGAAUGUUGAAGAAACUAGCUACAUCUGUCAAUUUUGCACUGAACGUUGAUUAGAAGGAACUCCAGAGACAUCUGUAUCUGAAUGCGCUCUAAAGAGCGUUCUAUCCAGACACUCUGAAGUGAUUCCUGUACUACAAAACCAUGAAGCUUGAUCAGUCACCACUACAACUGGGCAUGAGAGAACAUGUGCAGCAGUGUUUACUAUCUCCUUGCAAUUUACAGAAACAAAAAAAACUUAGGAACUUCAAGCAUUGCCCUUGAGACAGUCAGCAAUAUUUAAAUCAAUAUAUUUUUUAAACCUGUCCCAGGUGACCAGCUUGGUUUUUCAGUCCCAGAGAUGAAUAGGGGAUGCCAGUGAUGAGAUUAUCAGUUUGCUAAAUAUUUUAUCCCAAUGCUUCAGAGCUUUGCUGAUUCAUUUUUGCUGCAGUUGCAAUAAAUUAAAAGGUUUGUUAUAAGAGUUAAUUAGUUCAUUCCCACAUGGUGAAGAUCUAACUGAGUUAUAUGCAAUAUGAAUAUGCUGGAAGACCUCUUGCUUUUUAUAAUCCACGAGAUAUUGGGCAUCCUCCAUUCACCGAGUAUCCUUGACCUUGUAUACUAGCUCUUUCCUGCUCCCUGCAAGCCCUAUUAAAUUAUUCUGAGAGCAUGGCUAGAAUAACUACAGCAAAUAGGGUGCUUCAGGAGUAAUAAUGGUGGGCGAAGUUCUGUUUUGGCAUUUGGUAUUUGCAAGCCAGUUGUGAAUUGUCUGUACUGUGCAUUCUGAUAUGUUGCUGAUGCAGGAAAGUUGGGAGUGAGACUUCUGGGUUUGAGCCAGGCUUCAUCAGCUUGCCGUUCUUUAAAUCACUUAUUACAAACCACACUGGCAAAGGGGACGAUCUACCCCCAGGCUUUUUCCACCAUUGUUCUGUUGGAGGCUAUUGGAGAUAAUAUUAAGUGGCUUCUCUGACUUGUUUUCCAUCUUUCCCCUUUCCCCUGUGAGAAUAGUGCAGUUUCCUUUUGUGUCCCAUCCAAACAGUGCAGAAAUGGGGGAAAUAGCUGGGUCCAGCCUUAGUGAUUUGCUGAAACUUGAGACUUAUAACCUGCAGGAGAGCAGGAAAAUCAUAGUAACCUGCCUUUGUUACUCUCCAAAACAUAGCCAGUAGCUCUUGGACUUCUAGACCUUUGCUAAUGGCCCACUUGCACUGACCACUGGAAGAUGCCUGUGUGAGUAUCCCUAGCUGACUUGCAUUUACUACUUUUGAGGAAUUGGCUUACUGUCCAGCUUGUCGCUUCUCUUGCUGAGAGCUGGCCAGGUGCUGUUCAACAGCAUUCGCCUGUCUCGUUGCAGUUUGCUGCAGUGCUGGUGUGAUCUGCACCCACAAAUCAAUUCAGUAUCCAUGACCUAAGUUUCUGUAGGGUACCAGCUACCAUCCCCAUUGGUCAGUUAUUUGUAACUCUGGCAAAUAAGUCCAAUGUUUAUAUAAUGGUCCUAGCAUUAAAAUGUUUCUGAAAUAUUGAAUUUCUGGGUCAUCAAUGCUGCUUUUCAGCCUGGCUUAGAAUCCUUUUCCCUAAACACUUAAAAAUGAAAUUAGCCACUUUUAAAAAAAAACUCUUCAUUAUGAUUGUGAUUGUGGGUACUAUAUUUGAAAAACCUGAAAGGACAGGCUAAGCCUUUUUUAAGUUGUUCCACGUUUCGCCUUGAGUUGUAGUGACAGAGUCCUAAAUUUAUUAAGCCUUUUUUUAUGCACUAAAAUGAGCAAGAAAGGUCCCAUGCUAGAGUAAAGGCAUGAGAGAUGGUCAUACAAGGAAUCCAAAGCAGAAUGUUUUAUAAUCCGCUUGAUUACUGUCCCAGAAAUUCCAGAUUAAGCGGAGUACUCUGAGCUGAGCCAUUAUAGUUAAAUGUAUCCAUAUGGGGACUGAGCUCCACAGCUAUUGCAACUUCUACCUAGUCAUCAUGACUGUCUCCAAGGUGUGCAGAACAAGAUGUUGCAUCAAUGGAUCUUUGAGCUGAUGUGGUAGUACUAUGCCUCUUGCUGUAGUGGUCACUGUUUGUCUUCUCUGUGGCCACCCCCCCCCCCCAGCACUCUCCCCAAACACCCCUUCUUCCAAUAUAAAACACACUAAUUGUUAAUAAUCACAGAUGGAUGAAACUGGUAAUUGCAGAAGGAAGAAUUAGAGUUGGUAUCCACUUCCCUGUCCCCCUCACCAAAUUUCCUUUCCUCUCCCUGCCACCCAAGACCAAAAUGGCUUGAUAGCCUGUUCCCCACUGAACUGUUGGGAGUGCAGUGUGAGAUGUAGAUGGUGGUGUGUAAGCAGCAAUGUCACCACUGCCUAUAUUUGUGGCUACAGUGGUUUAGAAAUUUGGGAUGAGCACCAACUGUGUUUACAAACAAGGGUGCAUUUAAACACUAAUCUGGUCUAAGUUUAAAAAGAAAAUUGUUGCUGUCUUAAGGGAAUACAGUUCUCUCAAGUUACUUCUUGAAUUGUUAGCUGGAAAAUGAUGCACUUUUUUGCUUGGGGGGGUGUGUUAGUGGUGAAGACAUAGCGAGAAUGGUGGCUAAAGGACUAUUGUAAGUUUUACACCCUUCAUGUUCUCUUCACAUUGAACUUGUGACUUUUUAAAUUGAAAACAAUCUCUACAUGGCCUGCUUAUGCCUGCUGACCAUUUAUACUUCACUGGUGUUUCUCCAUAGUCCUGUUGGCUUAGUAUUCCAGGAGGGGUAGGGAAGGGUGAGCAAAGUUAAGAAAUGGUGGACUCUCUGGCUUUGUGCCUCAUGAAUUACCAUUACCAUGUAGAAAUAUUCUGCCCUGAUUAUCUGGGGUAUAUGUCUGUUUCAAAGGGGCUACAAUUGGGUUAGGAUAACAGCACCUCAGUACAGGGCAACCACUUAACCAUCCAACAAGAGGCAGAUUUGAACUCCAGACUUGAGGGCUCAUGAGUGAAGUCAUAGCUUAGGACCAACAGCAGCCCUCUUUGAUGUUUCUGACCAAACCUUUCUCUCCCCCUCUCUUCCCCCCCAACACACAUAUACACGCAUACUCUUGCAAUCUUCAAAUGAGUGGUGAUCACUUUUUCCAGGAAUCUCAGUCAUUCCGACAUAAUUUCCGAGGGCAGAAGAGGACUCGUUUACCAGAAGCGCUCUUAGAAUGUGGAGCCUCUGACUCGUCUGGCCGCGAUGGUGAGUUAGUAACCAUCUGGGGCCAUGGGGCCAGUGAAGCUCUAUGUAGCCACUCAGGCUGGUGCCAGUGUCAACAGAGAUUUCUUUCUCUACUCAUUAUCUGAAGGAUCUGAACAAAAUUUAAGGCGGGGGGGGGGGGGUGGUGGGAAAGAAUACCAGCUGGGAGGUACAUAUUUGGUUUUAAUUUCUGAAUGACUACAUGGCAUCCCUCUUUCAUGAGGUUUCUGAGGUGGGGUGGGGUGGUGAGAGAAGCUGAUGAUUUGUAAUUUUGCUGUUUUGAGUUUUUUUUUUGUUUACCCUUCCCCCACCCCCGCCCCCCACCCCAACACCCUUUUCGCUUCCUCCCCAAGUGUUCUUCAUUGAGGUGAUGUGAUGUAUUAUGCAGAUGUUAGCCUUUCUUUACUUGAACAUUAAAAACACUGCUUGGUUUUAUUUUUUAUUUUUAAUGAAUUUGGCACUAACCGAUCGGAAUCUUAAGUUUCCUCUUUUUCUUUUGGUUUCCUUUGCUUGAAUGAUUUAAGAUGUUUGUAAAGGUUAAGAGUAUAUAUUUCUAAUGUACAUUGUAAUUUCAUUUCAGAUUUCAUAUGCAACAAAUUAUUUUUUCAAAAAAAAUUGAAAACGCAGAGAUAUUGACAUUGUAUGCUUCAGAAAAAAGAAAAACGAUGGCAGGAUUUUUUCAAAUUAUGUACAUUUUACUUUUUCGAAAGGAAUGGUUAUUUUCUGUUAAGGAAAGCGGAUGCAAAUAAUUCCUUUAUUGUAGACUGAAAAAUAUCCCAAUUUUCUACUUUGGAACAUUGUGCAAUACUUGCUUGAUGCUAAAAUGUUUUUUGCAGAUUUGUUGUAGGUGAGGUCAGAGCUGUAUAGUUUAUAAUGUUCCGGAUCUUUUUUAAGUUUGUAUUAAAAGCAUGAAAAUUGGA
Carcharodon carcharias (great white shark) is the source of this 7381-nucleotide messenger RNA. RefSeq names its product protein Tob2-like. Lineage: Eukaryota; Metazoa; Chordata; Chondrichthyes; Lamniformes; Lamnidae. Gene Ontology annotation, cellular component: cytoplasm; nucleus. The coding region runs from base 248 to 1165 and encodes 305 amino acids. Gene Ontology annotation, biological process: regulation of gene expression. The record is from RefSeq and is a predicted model, not a curated record. Gene Ontology annotation, molecular function: transcription corepressor activity. The transcript has 3 exons.